This is a messenger RNA of Myotis davidii, 649 nucleotides long. Its product is annotated as sulfotransferase 1A1-like. Gene Ontology annotation, cellular component: cytoplasm. The annotation marks the transcript as partial. Lineage: Eukaryota; Metazoa; Chordata; Mammalia; Chiroptera; Vespertilionidae. Gene Ontology annotation, biological process: sulfation. The record is from RefSeq and is a predicted model, not a curated record. Gene Ontology annotation, molecular function: sulfotransferase activity. The transcript has 4 exons.
CGGGGCGGGGUGUCUCUGCCUCUCCAGGUGAUCUACGUUGCCCGGAAUGCCAAGGAUGUGGCUGUCUCCUAUUACCACUUUUACCGCAUGGCCAAGGUGCACCCUGAGCCCGGCACCUGGGAGAGCUUCCUGGAGAAGUUCAUGGCUGGGGAAGUGUCCUAUGGGUCCUGGUACCAGCACGUGCGGGAGUGGUGGGAGCUGAGGCGCACCCACCCUGUUCUCUACCUCUUCUACGAGGACAUGCAGGAGAACCCCAAAAGGGAGAUUCGGAAGAUUCUGGAGUUUCUGGGCCGCGCCCUGUCAGAGGAGACCGUGGAUCAUAUUGUGCGGCACACGUCCUUCAAGGAGAUGCAGAAGAACCCCAUGGCUAACUACAGCACCAUACCCGUGGAGCUCAUGGACCACAACAUUUCCGCCUUCAUGAGGAAAGGCAUCACGGGGGACUGGAAAACCAUGUUCACUGUGGCCCAGAAUGAGCGCUUUGAUGCCCACUACGCUGAGAAGAUGGCAGGCUGCAACCUCAAGUUCCACACAGAGCUGUGAGUGGUGUUCAUGGCACCGCUCCCCAGGGAGUGUGUGCGAGGGGCCCGACAGGGGCCUCAGUAAUAAAGUACAGCUUGUGUUGCAUGGAGUGUGCCUAUUGGAAGAC